Anguilla rostrata (American eel) is the source of this 3191-nucleotide messenger RNA. Its product is annotated as keratinocyte-associated protein 3-like. The coding region runs from base 180 to 1073 and encodes 297 amino acids. Lineage: Eukaryota; Metazoa; Chordata; Actinopteri; Anguilliformes; Anguillidae. The transcript has 6 exons. The record is from RefSeq and is a predicted model, not a curated record.
UUCAUUGCCUGUGUAAAUUGAUGCGCAGUCGUUUGUCACCCGAUAACGGUGACGGGGAUCCGAUCGAGUUGUACACUGCAGGGAAGAGACGAGUAUGCCUUCAACAGAAAGGCAAACAGAUGGAUCGGUGAAGUAAGAAAAAUGGACUUAUAAUGACUUAAACGAGGGAUUCGUACAAAAUGGUCGGUUUAGGUUUGUGCAACGCCAGCCUGAAAGAUGACAAGACCCUGAUGAAGAUGGGGCUGAGCAUGGUUCUGGUGGGGCACAUCAACUUCCUGCUGGGGGCGCUGGUGCACGGGGCGGUACUGCGACAAAUCAGCCUUCACAAGCAGGCCCGCGUCACGGAGUACGCCGUCUCCAACCUCAUCGCCCUGGCGGCCGGCAUGGUGGGUGCCAUUGUCGGAAUAUCGGCCAUCGUCCUGUCCAAGAACAGGAAGAACAAGACGCUGAUGUGGUUCCUGCUGGUAGUCAGUACUCUGUGUAGCCUCCUGGCCGCUGCCUCAGUGUUGGGACUGUGCGUGUCCGUGGGGAAGGCCAUCGCUAAUGGAGGGAGGAGCCUGUUAACCCACUGCAAGUUCCCUGACGCUAUUGGCUACUCCAGCAUCACCAAUGAGUGCCCCUUUGACCCCACGCGAAUCUACGGAACAACCAUCUUCCUGUGGGUGCCCAUGGUCUUCCUGAGUGUGAUGGAGCUGGUGUUCUCUGGGAGGUGUCUGGCUGCCUGUGCUUCCUUCCUUCGCCUUCCCUGUGCUGUCAGGAAAAGGAGGAAGAGGAUCAACGUCAGGAGGGUGAGAGUAUGGCGACCGGAGGAAAUGACAUCACCUCCUCAGACAGAGUGCUGGCACCAAGGGCCGGAAUUUCAGCACCAGGAGGUGGAACUCCCGUCCCCGGAGGUGGAGCUUCAGUAUCAGGAGUUGGAAAUUCAGUACAAAGGGGUGGGGCUUCAGCAUCUAGAGGCGGAGCCUCAGCAGCAGAAAGAAGAGCCUCCAGAGCAGCAUGAUCUGGUGAGACAGCUACCCAGGCCCAGAGUCAGCCGGGCCAGAGAAUUCAACAGGGCCAGCCUGUGGAUCUAAGGCUUCCUGUUCUUGUCAACUUUGACCCCUACGGAGGAUUAUGACAGGCAAACUUCAGGGGAGCUCAUGUUUGUGUACCCUCUUUAAUGAACAUACACUGUUCAUUCUGGACCCUUGGAUAAAGUCUUUGAUUCACCUGGGAUAAUGGGGUGGACUACUUUGACACCCAGACAAUGUUGAUAAUAUUUUGGGACUUCUGCUCUCCGUUGGGCUAGAGCUUUCUCAUGGUGGGCCCAUCACCCUGAAACCAAGGGAGGUUUACAGUGAACCCUAUCCACAGCAGCAGAGACAUAUACUGUGCAUCAGGCCUGUAAAUUCAUAUGACUAUUUUUGUAUUUUCUAAUUGCAUAUGCUCCCCAACAAUUACAUUACAGGAAAUCGCUUAUGUUCAUUUUAAUGUUUAUCUAUCACUAGUCUGCUAGCGAUACCUAAGUUAGGACCCAUUUUUGCACUGCCUACUAUUAUUUUGCUUGCCGCUGUAUCUGAGGGUAAAGCACAAAACUUUGUUUUGUUCUUCCCUAACAAAAGUUUAAGUAAGGUUCUAUACAUGAGAAUAAAGGUGAUCUUCUUGUAGCUUCACCUGUGAAAAUGUUCAUUAUAGCGGGGCAGACUCUAGAUGUAGAAGCAGUCCGAUCAUAUUACUUCAAAGAGUUUUAUAACUUGAAAAUAGCUCACAGAAUAGUGUAGAAAUUACUUCUGUGAACAAGUAAUUGAUUAGAUGGAGUUGCGUCUAUUUCCCUGAGAUAUAAAGGAAAGCCAGUCUGUAUUUUGGUAGAAACAAAAUACAGACAAAACAACCUCCAGCCUUCAGGAAACUGGAUGUUCUCAUCCAGCAAUUUCCUCAUUCAGUGAAAUUACUAAAGGGUAGGACAAAAGAACACUUGACCUCACAUUAUAAGUGGACCAACUCUCCCCCAACCCCCACAGUAAUCUAUUUUAUAAUGAGUUACAUAAUCAAUCCGCACAAUGGAGAACAGAUACCUGUCAGAGUAAUGUGACCAAGUGCCUUCUUGCAGUAGGCAAGCUAUGCAAAAGUGUUGAUUACAGUUCUGUUGUAUCAAAAGUGUAAUGAUACAAAUGUGACAAUGUACAGAGAAAGUUGGCUAGGAAUUCUGGGUUACAUUCAGCAAUGACAAUUAGGUAAUGCUAAAACAAUUUCUCUGUUCAGGUUAUUAGUGAAGCUUUUGCAGUGUUGAAAUGUGUGCCAAGAACAGACUGAAUUUUUAUAAACCCUUCAAUAGAUGACAAGUAUAUGAAGCAUGAGAUAGGAGAUGUUUCACAGUCAGUCCUGCCCAUGAAGGAAACGUAAUUCCUAACUGUCAGUGUCUCGGAGAAAGUGUCCGAGGGUUAGGCUUUUAAACACUGUCACAUGAUGCUGAGCUAUCAGCAGUCACACACGUUACCGUAUUGGGGAUUUAGCGGUGCCUCUCGCAAGCUUUUGGCUUUUUAAUGAGCGGAAAGUGAACCUUCUCUCUCAAACUCCUCUCCAUGUGCUCAUGAUCUGCAGUCUGCUUUUAAUUAUCCAUCUACUGGCAAGUAACGGUAAUUUUACCCGAGCAUCUUGUUUUCAGUUACAUUUUAUAUUGUUUUGUUUUCCCAUAAUCCAUCCCCUGAUUUUACUGCAUUACUGGUCCUCUCUAUUAUAUGAUUCUAACAUUGCCUGUUCCCCAGGCUCUAGCUACAAUAUAGCAAAGAUAAACUGGUCAGAUUUGUGAUGUGGGUCAUUGGUAAAAUGUGUAUGAUAAAAUUAGGACAGAUGAGAAUGACAGGAUCAUUUCUGGAGCCGUUGCCACAGUUUAAGAGAGGUGUUCUCAGCAAAGCCUCAUAUCAAUUAGAUAAUCUUGAAAAAUAUCCCCAAGGCACUCAUAAUGGUUCAAAAAAUUAAAAGUGCCUUUAUUACUAUGGCAUAUCUACUGAUAUCUUUUACAGGCCUGAGUAGAUGUGCCAUUUCAAUAGACAUAAGAAAUAUGCUAUACUACUACAUGUAGUCUGUGGUCUGACAGGCAGGGUUCCUGCGAUGGCAGAUUCAGUGGCACACAGCAGCGUACAAAACCAGUACAGUGUACUGUAUGUCUCACUCGUAAUAAUAGUAGUAAUAAUAAAGUGUGUCCAUGUUUA